Molecule: messenger RNA, 516 nt
Organism: Puccinia graminis f. sp. tritici CRL 75-36-700-3
Lineage: Eukaryota; Fungi; Basidiomycota; Pucciniomycetes; Pucciniales; Pucciniaceae
Exons: 1
Coding region: 1-516 (171 amino acids)
Source: RefSeq, a predicted model, not a curated record
AUGCACUCUCCAACGUUUCCGAUUAUCGUCUUGCUCACUGUUUUAUCGGGCCUUCGCGCACUGCCCCACAGAUGGUAUGAGGUCCCGGUUCCUGGAGAACUCACAGAGCCCCUACUACGCCCCGGAGCCACGGAGCUCCCCGAUGAGGAGACGAUUCAGGAAGCAACCCCGGUAGAAACAGUGCUGCCACCCUUGCAACCCAAAGAACUCUGGCUCCGAAUGGUCAAAGAGCAUCAUCCAGAUGUCCCCAAUCCCGAAGUACACACCUUUAAGCUAGUGUCCAAUCACAAACGGUGUACAGCUACAAUCUGGUCAACUCGGCGACCAUGUCGUGGUGUGGUCAAUGGAGACUCCUUCAAAUGUCGCAAGUGCGGUGGCCUUACAGCUGUACAUUGGAACCCUUGCCCUUACAACCACAAGACUGGGAUCUAUGAGGGCGCAGUGGGCAGGGAUAAAGAUGUGGAAGAGGAGGAUAAGCCAAUUCAUCAAGUAGCACACACAGCUGUAAUCCAUUAA